AUGUCACUCGCACCCCUCCCCCUGUCCUGAGGUUAGACUCCUCCCCUCGGUCCGCCCCCAGACUGAGAGGAGCAGGUAUGUGAUCUGUGUUUGAUUUCCUCCCAUCCGCAUCACAAGGCUCCGACCCGGGGAACCCAAACAGCUCCGCAGCAUCAGCUCCCGGCCUAUGAGUGGAGCAUAGUUAGAAGACAUGGCACCAUUGUCUAACAACGUGAUGGGUUUCACUCCACCGGAUGGAGGCUGGGGGUGGAUGGUUGUCUUGGGAGCUUUCAUCUCAAUGGGAUUCUCCUAUGCCUUUUCAAAAGCUAUCACCGUAUUCUUCAAAGAAAUCCAGGAUCAUUUUGGAGCUUCAUACAGUGAAAUUGCUUGGAUAUCCUCAAUAUUACUGGCUGCCAUGUAUGCCGGGGGUCCGGUAAGCAGUAUUUUGGUUAAUCGCUAUGGCAGCAGGCCAGUGGUUAUGUUUGGAGGACUGUUAAGCGGAGCCGGUAUGAUUAUUUCAACAUUCAGUUCAAGUAUAAUGCAGCUGUACAUCUUUAUCGGAGUCAUCGCAGGUUUUGGUUUUUCUUUGAAUCUUCAGCCAUCUGUGAUCGUGGUUGGGAAGUAUUUUCUUAAAAGAAGACCGAUUGCCAAUGGUCUUGCCAUGGCUGGAAGUCCAGUUGUACUUUCCACGCUUGCACCGCUCAACCAGUUCCUGUUCGAUAAAUUUGGCUGGAGGGGCAGUUUCUUCAUACUGGGUGCAUUGUUGCUAAACUGCUGUGUAGCCGGUGCUCUCUUUCGACCGCUAGGGCCAAUGACCGCUUCCGAGAAAAAAAAGAAAAAUCCAUCGCAAGAUCUUGCUGAAAAAGGCACGGAUGAAACCUUACUGUCUGCCAACAAGCUUCAGCCUUCCUAUGGGACCAAAAUGGAAGAGAACACGGAAGAAACCUGCAUGGAAAAGUUUAACAAAGUCCUCGAUCUAACACUUUUUAAGCACAGAGGUUUCAUGAUUUACCUAGUUGGCAAUGUGGUGAUGUUUUUUGCAUUUUAUGCCCCUAUUGUAUUUUUAACUCCAUAUGCUAAACAUCUUGGAGUUGAUGAGUACUCAUCUGCAUUCCUCUUAUCAAUUCUUGCCAUUGUAGAUAUGUUUGCUCGGCCAGGCACGGGUUUGAUUGCCAACACUAAGUGGGUACGCCCCAGAAUCCAAUAUUUCUUUAGUUUUUCAAUUGCCUUUAAUGGGUUUUGCCAUCUCAUGUGCCCAUUGGCCACAGACUAUUUUGGUUUGGUUGUCUACUCUGUAUUUUUUGGUUUGGCUUUUGGAAUGGUUUGUGCUUUGCUCUUUGAAACACUUAUGGAUCUUGUUGGCGUCAAGAGAUUUUCAAGUGCUGUGGGACUUGUUACAAUUGUGGAGUGUGUUCCUCUUCUCCUAGGACCCCCAAUUGGAGGUGCCAUUGUUGAUGCCUUUGGAGACUACAAGUACAUGUACUUUGAAUGUGGAGCAAUCAUGGUAGCGGCGGGACUUUUUCUUUUUGUCAUGAACUACUAUAACUACCGCAUGCUCGAGAAAGAGGAAAAAGAAAGGCAAACGAAAGAGAUAGAAAUGAAAGAAAACGCAGGUAGUAAGAAAGACGAGAUGUCGCCCAAUGAAGACAAAAUCCAAAAUGGCUCUGAAUCGGCAAAGCCCGAUACAGAAAAAGCUUGGAAAGAGAACUAGUGUGGUCGAAGAUAUCGUAUAGGGCAAUACACUUGAAGACAAACCCCACCAAAAUCGUCUGCAUAAUGUUUGACCACUUACAAAAAAUUGACAAAAUGGUUACAUUGUUAUAAGGGAUGUCCAACCUGUAGAUGUUUCAUUAUUAACUUCAUAUUAAAGAGGUGUGAUCAUCGAUUUCAAUGAACUGAUAGGGGACAAGUGAGAAAGCUGGAAUAAAUAUCUAAAUACAGAUUUUAUUUUUGUAGUAGUUCAACGUCGGCCAAAGAGACACAGCUUGGACAUCCCUCGUAAGAAAUAAUGCGUUACUGUAGCAUCACUCAUUUCUGCUCUUACCGAGCAUUAUUUUUAGUAUAUUCUUUAAUAAAUUUUAAGUAUCCAAUAUGGUUGUGCAGUUCCUGAGGCAGUUUGGGCAGAAUGUCUUGUAAUCCCACCAGAGCACAGACAUUCUGUCCUAGUUUCAUCCACGGAAAGCUCUUCUUGAUGGGGGUUUGGAUCAUCAUCUUCAGAUCAAGAAGAAAGAUGGACCAGAGCAUCAUUCACUUCCUUUCAGACCAGUUCUAAUUCGUAAUCAAUAUGAAUCCCACCAUUUGUCCCAUGGACUGAUCGGUUGAAAAACUGCCUCUUUUUAGGGGUUGGGUUUACUCUGCUAAUCAAAACUCAAGAGAAACGCGCUUCUCCUCUGUGACUUCAAUUGUUCGUACGUCUACAAACAAGAAUAGAAAAAAAAAUUCGAGUUGAAAUAAGAUUGAGCCUCACGUAUUGACUUUUAUAUCACUGUGUGCCAAAAUGAAUAUGUGCUGCUAGGAUCAGCAUUUUCUGAGCCAAAGAUAGAACAGGGAAAUAACUAUUCUAACAAGCUUGAAGCCCGGGGAAGAUGAAGAACCUAAUUAUAUUCGCUAAGGAUAUUUACAGGCAUCGUAAGGCUAAAUGGUGCUUAGGAACUAAACAAAUUCUUUGUAAAUGUAUUGUUUCCCUUGUUUGAAUAUUUUAAUUCCUUUUGUAGUUCAUAAAAUAUUUUUAAAAGGG
Molecule: messenger RNA, 2716 nt
Organism: Xenopus laevis (African clawed frog)
Lineage: Eukaryota; Metazoa; Chordata; Amphibia; Anura; Pipidae
Product: monocarboxylate transporter 2
Exons: 5
Coding region: 191-1690 (499 amino acids)
Source: RefSeq, a predicted model, not a curated record